This is a messenger RNA of Neolamprologus brichardi, 450 nucleotides long. RefSeq names its product NADH:ubiquinone oxidoreductase subunit B3 (gene ndufb3). NCBI's taxonomy places the organism in Eukaryota, Metazoa, Chordata, Actinopteri, Cichliformes, Cichlidae. The record is from RefSeq and is a predicted model, not a curated record. Gene Ontology annotation, biological process: mitochondrial respiratory chain complex I assembly; electron transport chain. Gene Ontology annotation, cellular component: respiratory chain complex I; mitochondrion.
CCGUGCCAUAAUUUGCCGUAUUCCUGCGUCAACUGUCGUAACAAUUAUCUCAGCAGCAGAGGUCACAACAAUUGUUCAGUAUGGGAGGUGACCACGGCCACAGCAAGCUCUCCAUGCCAGAUUGGCGACAGUGGAAGACACAGGGAACGCCGCUGGAGUUCACACAGCAGAGGCUGGCUGCACGGGGUCUGAAGGACCCAUGGGCACGCAACGAGGCGUGGAGGUAUUCAGGCGGCUUCGCUCGUGCUGUGACUCUGUCAGAAGUUCUGCUGAGAGGAUUCAAGUGGGGCUUUGCUGCCUUUACUGUAGCUCUGGCUAUAGAGUACACCAUGUUCCCUCCAAAGAAGGGUGGCCACUAAUGUUCAUCAUUGCCCCUCAACCCCAGAGCAUAUGUAAUGGAAUCUAAUUAUAUUCUGUGUUUUCUCUAGAUUAAAUAUCUUUGUGAUCACA